AAGAUUGUUUCCGAGUUUYGUUGAUAAAUUAUGACUGCAAACUGCUGUAAUUGUGAUGAUUUUCUGAAGUUAAACAGUUAUCAAAAGGUUACUGAUAGUUGAAACUUCUCCCUACCCCACCACCAUGAAUCUGUCAUUUGCAGGAUGUGGAUUCUUGGGUGUUUACCAUCUGGGUGUGGCCAAGUGCCUGGUGGAGCGUGCACCUCGGUUUUUGAACAGUGUUACGGCAUUUGCUGGAGCCUCAGCAGGAUCUCUUGUUGCUGCCAUGCUUGCAACAUCAGCACCUAUUGAUAAAUGUUCCCAAUAUGUUAUWGAACUUACAAAUGAGGCUCGUAAAAAUCCUCUUGGACCAUUUAGCCGUCAGUUUGACCUUGUUGGGAAUUUACGAAGAGGAAUGGAAGAAUUUCUUCCUUCAAACUGCCAUCGGAUUGCUUCAGGAAGACUUUAUAUCUCUGUUACUAGUUUAAAAACGAGAAAAAAUUAUAUUAUAUCAGAAUAUGACUCUAAAGAGGAGCUGAUGAAGGUUCUUCUUGCAAGCUGUUACAUUCCUUUCUACGUUGGCUUAGACUUUCCUGAGUUCAAAGGACAGAAAUGGUUUGACGGUGGAUUCACUGAUAAUCURCCYACCCCUCCCCAUGGAAAAACGAUCUUGGUCUCGCCCUUUAGUGGUAACAGCGACAUCAGCCCACGUGACUUGUCUCGGCCAUUGAUGGACUUCUACUGGCGAAGAAUGCAUGUUCUUGYCAACAGAGAAAAUGCCAGGAGAAGCUUAAACAUCCUCUUCCCACCAAGAGAUCACAAUUUAGAUAAGAUAUAUUCAGCGGGAUUUGAUGAUGCUAUGCGAUAUUUAGAAACAAAGGACUUAUUAAAUGCAUAGCGAUUUAGCACUUGCCACACGUCACGGGAUUUUCUAAAAUGUACUAAAAGGACCGAAGACGAUAAUGCUGCAACUUCUCAAUUAUCCGUAUGAAUUCGCUUUUACUCAAUUCGCCUUGUCCAUUUGUUCCGUCAUAGUUUCAUUUUUCAUUAUUUCGUUUAUUCGUCCCAUUUGUUGAUAGUAAUUCAUUUCCUACUUCCCUAUAUACGUACUCGAGAUGUUUGUCAUACUUGUUUUUCACUUCAUCAGUUUUACUUCCGUAUUCUCGACACAAAUGACAUAAAAUGAACUCGKCUUUCCAUUGAGAUGCAUUGCUAGUUAAGAUGUGAUGUAUUAUGCAAAUACAUUAUAUAGACUGAAACAGACAGCUCCCCCACAGAGAGAACGAUAAAGGAGAGACUAAUUGUGAAACGGAUCAAUGUGUACAGUCAGUGAGUGUAGUCAUAUAAGGAAUCGUCACUAUGACUAAGGUCAUGAUGUCAUCGGGAAGUUUUUAUUGCGAAUAAUAAUUUCUGUUGCAUUUCUGUUGCAAKCCACGACAAGUCAGCCAAGACUYAGAACUCAGACAAAAAGGCUGUCAAAAUAACGCGACCAACAAAACGGAAGACACUACACUAAAUAUURAUAUCCACGUCUUAUCGUAAUAGAMAAUAAUUACUAUUUCAUAAAGGUAGACCUACAUAACUAAUUUUAAAAUGCAACUAUACUCACUUUGCUUAAUGUGUCAAUCACAGAAAAAACGAGCGAAAAAGGGUUUAUCUUCCUGAAUAUUUGAUGACUGGACAAUAAAAAGGUAAUUAAAAAUUGGUUCUUUUAUUUCACUGACAAAGCUUGUAAAACGAAUGUGUUUGGACAGCUUUUUCUCUUCAGUUCCGCUCAACAAUCAGUGCUGCACUACAGGGGUUUUCUUUCCUAAUUUAUCCUUUAAAAMAAUUCCCCCUUUUCGUUUGAAAGGAURGAUCCUUUGAUUAGUGUGUAAUUGUAUGUGGACCGUCAAAGAUAUUUUUGUCUUGAGUCACUCAGAGUAAAAGCGUUGAAUAAGUGAUGUCACAACUAAUGUCACGAUGUAGAUAUGCAAGCGGUUUGCCAUAUUUCCUGUCUGGACUUGUACAAC
Molecule: messenger RNA, 1991 nt
Organism: Exaiptasia diaphana
Lineage: Eukaryota; Metazoa; Cnidaria; Anthozoa; Actiniaria; Aiptasiidae
Product: patatin-like phospholipase domain-containing protein 4
Exons: 4
Coding region: 125-877 (250 amino acids)
Biological process (GO): lipid homeostasis; triglyceride catabolic process
Cellular component (GO): cytoplasm; lipid droplet; membrane
Molecular function (GO): triacylglycerol lipase activity
Source: RefSeq, a predicted model, not a curated record